Molecule: messenger RNA, 460 nt
Organism: Dovyalis caffra
Lineage: Eukaryota; Viridiplantae; Streptophyta; Magnoliopsida; Malpighiales; Salicaceae
Source: the annotation of a GenBank genome assembly
GGGAUACACAGCACCUGAGUAUGCAAUCCAUGGACAGUUAUCGGAAAAAGUUGACACGUACAGCUUUGGUAUUGUUGUCCUUGAAAUCAUAAGUGGCAUAAAGAGCAGUGAGAUGAUUUCUGAUCCUGGUGCUGAAUAUCUCCUUAAAAAGGCAUGGAAGCUAUAUGAGGAGGGCACGCACCUGGAAUUGGUGGAUGAAACCUUAGACCCCAGUGAAUAUGAAGGGGAACACGCAAAGAAACUCAUAGAGAUUGCUUUAAUGUGCACCCAAUCAUCACCUACUUUAAGGCCAACAAUGUCCGAAAUAGUUGUUUUGCUCAAAAGCAGGGGUUCACAGGAGCACACGCAACCAACUAGACCUCCCUUUGUUGAAACUGUCGAAAGGGUCCAUGGGGACAAGUCCACUUCUACCUCCUCAUCCAAUGCCACUACUUCUUUCUCUGUAGUGUCUGCUCGCUGA